CCCCAAGGCAUUCUAAAUCAUUGGAAUUAUGGCGUCACCCAUGUUCUUCCUCCUGCUGCUCCAGUCUUUUCUUGUUUCUACUUCCGCUUCUUCCACCACUUCUUUACUUAAUCAAACAGAAACUCUUCUCAAAUGGAAAGCCAGUCUUGACGACCAAAGCCAAAGCUUCCUCUCUUCUUGGGUUGGGAACAACCCCUGCAAUUGGGUUGGAAUUGCUUGUGAUAGAGUUGGAAGCGUCAGCAACAUAAGCCUUUCAAAUUUUGGUCUCAAAGGUACACUCGACAACCUUAACUUCUUGGCCUUCCCCAACCUAAUUCACUUUGAUGUUGGUAAUAAUUCACUUUAUGGGGACAUUCCUUCUGACAUCGUGAACAUGUCCAAACUCACUUUUUUCAAUUUGUCUGCUAAUGGUAAUUUUUCUGGAAAUAUUCCCAAGGAUAUAGGAAGGUUGAGUUCGCUUACCGUACUCGACAUUGCUUGGAGCCAACUUAAUGGUUCACUUCCUGUUUCUGUAGUAAAUUUAAGCAAUCUGUCUUACCUUGCAGUCGCUGGCAAUAACCUCAGUGGCUCCUUGCCUCAAGAAAUUGGAAUGAUGAGUUCAGUUAUUAUUCUUUUCCUUCAUCUCAAUUCCUUUACCGGUCCAAUCCCUGCAUCAAUAGGAAACUUAAGCAAUUGUCAACAUCUUUUCCUUUCUGAAAAUGAGCUAUCUGUUAUUAUUCUUUUCCUUCAUCUCAAUUCCUUUACUGGUCCAAUCCCUGCAUCAAUAGGAAACUUAAGCAAUUGUCAACAUCUUUCCCUUUUUGAAAAUGAGCUAUCUGGUUCUAUUCCUAGUGAAAUAGGAAGGUUAAGUUCACUUAUUGAACUUAUCCUUGAUAACAAUCAGCUGUCUGGUCCUAUUCCAGUAGAAAUGAAUAACCUUACUGUUUUGGGAUCUUUACAAUUAGGUUAUAAUCAACUCACUGGCCAUGUACCUGACAAAAUAUGCCAUGGAGGCUCACUCGAAUAUUUGGCUGUCAACAGAAACCAUUUAACUGGUCCCAUCCCAAGAAGUUUGAGAAACUGCACUACCUUAUACAGGGCAAGGCUUGAGGAGAAUCAACUUGAAGAAAAUAUAUCAGAAGCUUUUGGUAUAUAUCUCAACUUGGAUUUUAUUGAUUUGAGUGAUAACAAGUUGUACGGUGAACUUUCUCCAAACUGGGGCCUAUGUCAAAACCUCACAAACUUGCAGAUCUCCAACAAUAAGGUAUCUGGUAGGAUACCUCCUGAGCUAGCUCAAGCCACUCAAUUGACUCGGCUCGACCUUUCUUUAAAUCAGUUGAGUGGGGAGAUUCCUAAGGAAAUAGGCAAGCUGACGACCCUGGCUUAUCUCUUGCUAAAUGACAACCAACUCUUUGGCAGAAUCCCACCAGAGAUAGGAAACCUAGUUAAUCUGCAACAGCUUAGCUUGGCAAAGAACAAGCUGGUUGGCCCAAUUCCAGAACAACUUGGGAAUUGCUUCAGGUUAUUACACUUGAACCUGAGCAACAAUCUAAUUGAGGAAAGUAUUCCAUCUGAAAUAAGCAAAAUAUUUGCCCUUGAAUCUCUUGAUUUGAGUUGGAAUAAAUUAACAGGAGAGAUUCCACAAGAGCUUGGAGGAUCACGUGUGUUGGAAAUGCUGAAUCUUUCUCAUAAUAUGCUCUCUGGUUUCAUUCCUCCUACUUUUGAUGAAUUGAAGAGCUUAACUUAUGUUAACAUCUCUUAUAAUCAGUUAGAGGGCCCUAUCCCGCCUAUUAAAGCUUUCCUUCUUGCCCCAUUUGAUGCUCUUAGAGACAAUAAAGGCCUCUGUGGCAAUGCCAUUGGCCUCCUGCAUUGUGUCUCUGAAGGUCAGAAGAAAAGCACCAGUGGACUAAUAAAAGAGUGCCGACUUCAAGAUCUUUUUGCCAUAUGGGGAUAUGAUGGGAAAAUCCUCUAUGAAAACAUUCUUGAAGCUACGGAGCAAUUCAACUCCAACUAUUGCAUUGGCUCAAGAGGAUAUGGGAAUGUUUACAAAGCUGCGUUGACAACAGGUCGAGUUGUUGCAAUGAAGAAACUUAACCCAUCAGAUGACAAUCAAUCCAGCAACUAGCGAGCAUUUGAAAGCAAGAUUUGUGCUCUAGCGAACAUAUGACAUCGUAACAUUGUCAAGUUUU
This is a messenger RNA of Rubroshorea leprosula, 2168 nucleotides long. The record is from the annotation of a GenBank genome assembly. Lineage: Eukaryota; Viridiplantae; Streptophyta; Magnoliopsida; Malvales; Dipterocarpaceae.